AUGCUACAGAAAGCUCCAUUUUUUUGCUCCAAAUCGAACUGCAAAUGUGACGGAUUCAAAACAAGUUUGCACUGCGAUUGUGGCAUCGAAUCGUAUAAACAUCAAAUGGUGGUAAGUGCACAAACAGAAACAGUGACUGAAAGACAUGCUCGAGGUCGUCCGAUUGGUAAGCCUUGUCCGUAUCAGGCAAUGGGCGGUCUGACCGGUUUCAGUUCUCUGGCCUCCGGAAUCGGGCGAAUGGAUGAAACCGGGGCCGGGGGACUUUUGACCGAGGAAGAAUUGAACGCACCAAUCACGUCCAACGAUCACCCGUUUUUGCGCAGCCAAGCACAAACGGUUUACGCGUACAAAUUGGCUCAGAACGAUAUUGAAGGGGCGGAGCGCGAACGACCUGAAGUGGAAUUCCAAAUGCGUCGUCCUGGAGAAUCUGAACUGGACUUUUACGAGCGUCGUUAUCAGGAGAGAGUAAGUUAUCAGCGUGGAUCAUGA
This is a messenger RNA of Echinostoma caproni, 489 nucleotides long. The record is from the annotation of a GenBank genome assembly. Lineage: Eukaryota; Metazoa; Platyhelminthes; Trematoda; Plagiorchiida; Echinostomatidae.